Messenger RNA from Nicotiana tabacum (common tobacco), 1325 nucleotides. Its product is annotated as SHUGOSHIN 2-like. The record is from RefSeq and is a predicted model, not a curated record. Gene Ontology annotation, biological process: maintenance of meiotic sister chromatid cohesion; meiotic sister chromatid segregation. Gene Ontology annotation, cellular component: chromosome, centromeric region; nucleus. Lineage: Eukaryota; Viridiplantae; Streptophyta; Magnoliopsida; Solanales; Solanaceae.
AGGACCCAAAGUCCGACUUACAUUCGGCCCCAAUUUCAAAUUACAUUUCGGCGGCGAACCCCUCGGCGGCGAGGUUCCGGCGAAACUCCUCACAAAUCUCUCUCCGGCGAAAUCGAGUUCUCCACCACUGCUUAAAGGGGAAAUUGGUGAAUUAAGCAAAAGUAGGAAAAGCAAUGGAGGCUAAUUUGGUGAAUACUCCAAGAAAAAAGCUUGGUGAUAUCAGCAACUUACCGCUGCGAAAGAGAUUCACUAGCGAAGAUAAGAAGCCAGAACAUAUCCCAACUGCUUCUAAAGAGUAUAUAGAAAUGAUCCAGAAGGAAAAUUUGGUGUUGAUGAAGAUAUUAGCAGAAAGAAACAAAAUCAUUGAAAUAACUGGAGUAGAGAUAGAGAAACUGAGAACUAAUGUGCAGAAAAUGCAGCAACAGAACAAGCAGCUUGCUCAAGCAAACAGUAAAAUGCUUGCGGAACUAAAUUCAAAUAAAGAUAGGCUAAAAGCAUUACAACAUGAACUUGGAUGCACAAAGGGUUUACUUAAGGCUAGAAAUUUUGAAGCAGAGGAGCAACCAAGAACAAAUAUGUGCCAAAAUCUGAAUGAUGAGGUGAAAUCCAUGAAGUGUGAGGAGACAGGAGAUCUUUUGUUAGGAAAUGGAGAUGAUGAGAAAGCUAUAAAUCUCAAAAGAAGGCCUCGGUCGAAGAGUGUGGGCUCUUGUGAGCAAGUUCAAUUUAAGGAUAAGGCGGAAAACAAAAGACCUUGUAUAAGGAGGCAAUCUGCUCGGCUUAACCCUGAGGCGCUGAAACUCAAUGAAGUUUCUUUCGAUGUACAAGACAAAUGUGCUCUGCACCCUCCAACAAGUGAUCCAGUGCUAGAAAAUGGUUUGAAUUCCAUUAGCAUAUCAUCUGAUGGUCUAGAGUGCAAUCCUUUAUUGAGGUUUGAACCUGUACAGUUUGGAAUAUCAUCUCUGCGUAGGCCAUCAAGGGAGGCAGCUAAGAAGGUCCAGUCAUACAAGGAAAUUCCUGUAAACAUAAAAAUGCGAAGACCACGAUGAACAACGUGUUCGGUGUAGUAACCUCUUUGAUAUCGGAGCAAGUGCUGAAUGGUAAGAUUCUUCAUUGUAUCUUUUUGUCAGGUUCAGUGUUAUAAUUUUUUGUUAAAAUCUGUAGCUCUAAUUCCAUAUCCACUCCUUCAAAGUUCUAUUCCCCCUCCUCCAGAAAUGUCAUGGCCUAUCUGUCUCCAGAAUAAAUGUUCUUAAUAAAAAUGCCGCCUGCUGUACAAUCCUGAUUAGAUGCUUCUUUUAUGGUGAUUGAUGAUGAAAUUCUUUUGGACC